Messenger RNA from Mycotypha africana, 1473 nucleotides. Its product is annotated as Aldehyde/histidinol dehydrogenase. Lineage: Eukaryota; Fungi; Mucoromycota; Mucoromycetes; Mucorales; Mycotyphaceae. Gene Ontology annotation, molecular function: succinate-semialdehyde dehydrogenase (NAD+) activity. The record is from RefSeq and is a predicted model, not a curated record. Bases 1 to 1473 code for a protein of 490 amino acids. Gene Ontology annotation, biological process: GABA catabolic process. The transcript is spliced from 5 exons.
AUGGUUUCCAACGUCACUAUUCCCAAGCUUAGGGAUCCUACCUUAUUCAAGGAAUCUGCCUUUAUCAAUAACGAAUGGACUGACAAAGGUGUCACUGAAAGGUUCAGCGUUAUCGACCCUGCCACUGAUAAGGAGAUUGGUCAAUUGCCUGAUAUGGGCACCCAAGAAACCAAAGAAGCUAUCCAAGCCGCUUCCGAUGCCUUCAAGACAUGGUCCAAAACCUCUGGGAAAGAACGUCAUGACCUUCUAUUAAAAUGGUACCGUGCUAUGCUGGAUAAUCAAGAAGAUCUUGCUACUAUUUUGACUUGGGAAAAUGGUAAAACCUAUACUGAAGCCAAGGGCGAAAUCACCUACGCUGCUUCCUUCUACGAAUGGUUCGCCGAAGAAGCCGUACGUACUUACGGUACUGUUAUUCCUUCCCAUUUGCCCGGUCAACGCUUUGUUACCAUCAAACAACCUGUUGGUGUAGUUGGUAUCAUCACUCCUUGGAACUUCCCUGCCGCUAUGAUUACUCGUAAAGUGGGUGCUGCUCUUGCUGCGGGUUGUACAGUUGUUAUUAAGCCUGGAGCUGAAACCCCUUACUCUGCUCUCGCUUUAGCUGAAUUAGCUAAGCGUGUUGGCAUCCCUGCUGGUGUAGUUAACAUUAUUCCUACCCAUAAUCAUGUUGCUGAUGUUGGUAAAGAACUUUGUACAAACCCCAUUGUCAAAAAGAUUUCUUUCACUGGCUCAACCAAUGUUGGUAAGCUAUUGAUGUCGCAAUCUUCAGGCACCAUGAAGAAAGUUUCUAUGGAAUUGGGUGGUAAUGCAGCAUUUAUUGUAUUUGAUGAUGCCAAUAUUUCCACUGCUGUUGAUGCUAUUGUUGCUUGCAAGUUCAGAGGCACCGGUCAAACCUGUGUUUGCGCCAACCGUAUCUUUGUUCAAAAGAGCGUCUAUAAAGAAUUCGCUGAUCGUCUUGUUGAGAAAGUCAAGAGUUUCAAGAUUGGUCACGGAUUUGACGAGGAUACUACACAUGGUCCAUUAAUCAAUUCCAAGGGGGUGGAUAAGGUGAAGAGUCAUGUUGAAGAUGCUGUCAGUAAGGGCGCCGAAGUUCUUAUUGGCGGUAAACAUGCUGGCGGUAACUUUUUUGAACCUACUGUUCUCUCCAACAUGCGAUCUGAUAUGCAAAUUCAAAUUGAAGAAACAUUCGGUCCUGUCGCCGCCUUGUUUCCCUUUGAAACCGAAGAAGAAGUUGUUUCUUUGGCCAAUGACACACCUUUCGGUCUAGCUAAUUACUUCUUUUCUCGUGAUGUUGGCCGAUGCUGGCGUGUGGCUGAACAAUUAGAAAGUGGUAUGGUGGGUGUCAACACAGGUAUCAUCUCAAGUUGUUAUACUCCUUUCGGUGGUGUGAAGGAGUCUGGUCUAGGUCGUGAAGGCUCACAGUUUGGUAUCGAUGAUUAUAUGCACAUCAAAUAUAUCAAUAUGGCUGGUAUUUAA